CUGAAGGUUCCUGUAGGUCCCUGUGGGUCCCUAUAGGUUCCUGAAGGUUCCGGUAUGUUCUAGUCCCAUUUAAAGAACCUCAGAGGAACCCUGGAGAGCAGUGAGUGAAGUACACGUUUCAGAUCAUUAUUAUUGUUGAACUUCGUUUUAUGUUUUUUAUACCUCUCAACCUUAAAAUAACAGAGAACGUUUCUGCAACCUCACAUUCAUUUACAAAGAAGAGGUUCUCUUUAAAGUGUCGAGCUGUCAUCAUUAUGACGUCACUGAUGUGCUGAUGUCACCACGUGUUUCUGCUCGUUAGAGGUGAGUCACGUGACCUAUAAGACGGUCCGUGUCUUCCUGAUCAAUCGGUGUUUGUUGGCGUUAAACGCCUCGUUAAGUUUGAACAUUUACUUUAUGUUGACCCUGAUGACCUCUGGAGUUGUUCAUUAGUUGGGAGAAGAUCUCCAUCCAGGUUGAAGGUGAAUUAAAGGGAAGUCUGCUCCUUCAGUCAUCAGCAGGAGGCCACAGAAACAGGAAGUGAUGUCAGGACCUUUAAUCAUUUUAUGUGUAAAACAAAACGCGACUCAAAGAUAAAACCGUUCGCGAUCAGCAACACAAACCUCUGACACAUGGCUAACAUGAGUUAGCAGCAGCGGGGCUGCAGGCUGGGAUUAUGGGAAGUGUAGUUGGAUGUUGCUCAGUUAAAGGGACUACAAUGAUGGACUACAGCUCCCAGCAGCGUUAGCACCAACAGCAGACCCUCACAGACUCGAUUCCUCGUAGCCGAUGCUAUAUCGAGGAGCCCGCUGGCACCCUGUCACACUUCCUGGUUUGAACCAAGAAGACGUGGACAUUUUGAAGCUGGUGGAUCUCUAACGUUGAGUUCAGUCUGAAGACGCCAUGUCGGACAAGACGGCGCCGCGCUGCCAGCUGAGGCUGGAGUGGAUCCACGGGUACCGAGGACACCAGUGUCGGAACAACCUGUACUACACCGCCGGGAAGGAGCUGGUGUACUUCGUGGCCGGAGUGGGCGUGGUCUACAACACCCGAGACCACACCCAGAAGUUCUACCUGGGACACAACGAUGACAUCAUCAGUCUGGCGAUCCAUCCAGAUAAGGUCCAGGUGGCGACGGGUCAGGUGGGUAAAGACCCGUUCAUCUGUAUCUGGGACACCUACUCCAUGCAGACGGUGUCCAUCCUGAGAGACGUCCACACACACGGAGUGGCCUGUUUGGCCUUCGACUCUGACGGACAGAGGAUGGUGUCUGUUGGUCUGGACGCCAAGAACACGUUGUGUGUCUGGGAUUGGAGGAGAGGACGAGUCAUCGCCAUGGCAACCGGACACUCAGACAGAAUCUUUGAUGUGGCCUGGGAUCCGUUUCAGUCCAGCCGUCUGGUGAGCUGUGGAGUCAAACACAUCAAGUUCUGGACUCUGUGUGGGAACGCUCUGACUCCAAAGAGAGGCAUCUUUGGGAAGGCCGGCGACCUGCAGACCAUCCUGUGUCUGUCUGCAGCCAAAGAAGAGCUGACGUACUCCGGAGCUCUGAACGGAGACGUCUACGUGUGGAGAGGGAUCACUCUGAUCAGGACCGUACAGGCUGCACACGGGGCGGGGAUCUUCAGCAUGCACUCCUGUGAGGAAGGGUUCGCCACCGGAGGACGAGACGGCUGCAUCCGACUGUGGGACGUUGACUUCAAACCCAUCACCAAGAUCGACCUGAGAGAGGCGGAGCAGGGAUACAAAGGUUUGUCCAUCCGCAGUGUUUGCUGGAAGGCUGACAGGAUCCUGGCGGGGACGCAGGACAGUGAGAUCUUUGAGGUCAUGGUGCGAGAGCGAGACAAACCGGUUCUGCUGAUGCAGGGUCACAGCGAGGGCGAGCUGUGGGCGCUCGACCUGCAUCCGAAACAACCGGUCGCCGUCACGGGGAGCGACGACCGAUCUGUCAGGCUGUGGAGUCUUCCCGACCACACUCUGCUGGCUCGCUGUAACAUGGAGGAAUCUGUCCGCAGUGUUUCCUUCAACAAUGAUGGCUCUCAACUUGCUCUGGGCAUGAAGGACGGAUCCUUCACCGUGCUGCGUGUCAGAGAUAUGACUGAGGUUGUGCACAUCAAGGACAGGAAGGAAGUAAUCCACGAGCUGAAGUUUUCACCGGAUGGUUCCUUCCUGGCGGUGGGAUCAAACGAUGGGAUGGUCGACGUAUACGCCGUCGGUCAGCGUUACAAGAAGAUGGGCGAGUGCAGCCGCUCCACAUCCUUCAUCACCCACCUGGACUGGUCGGUCGACAGCCGCUUCCUGCAGACCAACGACGGUGCCGGAGAGCGGCUCUUCUACAGGAUGCCAGCGGGGAAGCUGGUUCCUAAAGAGGAGGCAAAGGGGAUUCACUGGAUGACGUGGACCGGCGUCAUCGGUCCAGAGGUGAACGGCAUCUGGACCAAAUACUCCAAUGUCACCAACGUGAACUCUGUGGAUGCCAACUACAGCAGCGCCGUGCUGGUGACCGGAGACGACCUUGGCCUUGUCAAACUCUUUAGAUUCCCCUGCCUAAAGAAAGGUGCCAAAUUCAAGAAGUACAUCGGCCACUCUGCCCAUGUGACAAAUGUUCGUUGGUCCAACGACCUGCAGUGGGUCGUCAGCACCGGCGGAGCCGACCACGCGGUCUUCCAGUGGAGGUUCCUGCCCGAGGGCGUCAUGAACGGCGUCCUGGAGCCCCUCCUCCAAGAGGGCUACGCCGACUCCAACAGUGGAGAGUCGGACUCUGACGUGUCGGACGUCCCGGAACUGGACUCAGACAUCGAACAGGAAGCUCAGACCAGCUACGAACGCCAGGUGUAUAAGGAGGAUCUGCCUCAGCUGAGGAAGAAGCUGAUUGGUUCCCUGAAGCGCCAGAAAGCUCCGGAGGAGGGGCUUCGUCUGCAGUUUGUUCACGGGUAUCGGGGCUUCGACUGCCGUAACAACCUGUUCUACAGUCUCGGGGAGGUCGUGUACCACGUUGCCGCCGUCGCCGUCGUCUACAACCGGCAGCAGCACAGUCAGAGGUUUUACCUCGGCCACGACGACGACAUCCUCAGCCUCACCGUCCACCCGCUCAAAGACUAUGUGGCCUCCGCACAGGUGGGAAGAGACCCGGCUGUCCACGUCUGGGACAUCCAGACUCUGAAGUGUCUGUCUCUGCUAAAGGGACACCACAGCAGAGGAGUGUGUGCCCUGGAGUUCACAGCCGACGGGAAGAGUUUGGUCUCGGUUGGAAUUGAUGAAUUUCACUCCAUCGUCAUCUGGGACUGGAAGAAAGGAGAGAGACUGGCCAAAGCCAGGGGUCAUAAAGACAAAACGUUCGUGGUGAAGAGUAACCCGUUCAGGAUGGACAAACUGGUGACUGUCGGCAUGAAACACAUCAAGUUCUGGCAACAUUCAGGUGGCGGUCUGACGUUCAAACGGGGGAUUUUUGGGAACCUGGGGAAGCAGGAAACGAUGAUGUCGGCGUGUUACGGUCGAUCCGAGGACCUGGUCUUCUCUGGAGCCACCAACGGAGACGUUUACAUCUGGAGAGACACGACGCUCAUCAAGACCAUCAAAGCCCACGACGGCCCCGUGUUCGCCAUGUGCUCCCUGGACAAGGGUUUCGUGACGGGGGGGAAGGACGGCGUGGUGGAGCUCUGGGACGACAUGUUCGACCGCUGUUUGAAGACGUACGCCAUCAAGAGAGCCGCUCUGUCUCCGUCCUCCAAAGGUCUGCUGCUGGAGGACAACCCGUCCAUCAGAGCCAUCACCCUGGGACACGGUCACAUCCUGCUGGGGACCAAGAACGGAGAGAUCCUGGAGAUCGACAAGAGUGGACCCAUGACGCUGCUGGUUCAGGGUCACAUGGAGGGGGAGGUGUGGGGUUUGGCGGCUCACCCUCUACUUCCUGUCUGCGCCACCGUCGGCGACGACAAAACUCUGAGGAUCUGGGAGCUGUCGGCCAAUCACCGCAUGGUGGCCGUCCGCAAACUCAAGAAAGGUGGGCGGUGCUGUGCCUUCUCUCCUGACGGUAAAGCUCUGGCGGUCGGUCUGAACGACGGCAGCUUCCUGGUGGUGAACGCCGACACACUGGAGGACAUGGUGACCUUCCACCACCGCAGGGAGCUCAUCUCUGACAUCCGCUUCUCCCAAGAUGCGGGGAAGUACCUGGCCGUGGCGUCCCAUGAUUCCUUUGUGGACAUCUACAACGUCCUGACCAGUAAGAGGGUCGGCAUCUGUAAAGGAGCCGGCAGCUUCAUCACCCACAUCGACUGGGACGCCCGAGGUAAACUGCUGCAGGUGAACACAGGAGCCAAAGAGCAGCUGUUCUUUGAGGCUCCACGAGGACGCAAACAGAACAUCAGCGUGGUGGAGUUUGAGAAGCUGGACUGGGCGAGCUGGACGUCCGUCCUGGGUCCGACCUGUGAGGGAAUAUGGCCGACGCUCAGUUUCGUCAACGCCGCUUCGCUCACCAGAGACUCCAAACUGCUCGCCACCGGAGACGACUUCGGCUUCCUGAAGUUGUUCAGCUUCCCGUCCCGGGGCCAGUUCGCCCGGUUUAAGAAGUACGUGGGUCACAGCACCAACGUGACCAACGUCCGCUGGUCCAACGACGACUCCCUGCUGCUGUCGGUGGGCGGGGCCGACACGGCGCUGAUGAUCUGGACCAGAGAGCCGGCGGGUCACAAAGAGAGCAAAGCUGUGGACAGCGAGGAGUCGGACGACGACACGGAGGAGGACGGAGGGUACGACAGCGACGUGGCCCGAGAGAAGGUGGUGGACUACGUCACCAAGAUCUACUCCGCCAGCAUCAGGAACAUGUCAGGAACCAGACCUCACCUGCAGCACAAAGAGCUUCCUGUGGAGGAGAGGCCUCCGGUGAGUCGAGCUGCUCCGCUGCCUGACAAACUGCUGAAGAACAAUGUGACCAAGAAGAAGAAGGUGGUGGAGGAGCUGGUGCUGGAUCACGUCUUCGGCUACAGAGGCUUCGACUGUCGCAACAACCUGCAUUACCUCAACGACGGUGCUGACAUCAUCUUCCACACCGCUGCUGCUGUGAUCAUCCAGAACCUGUCCACCGGAACCCAGAGUUUCUACCUGGAACACACCGACGACAUCCUCUGUCUGACUGUCAAUCAACACCCAAAGUACCAAAACAUCAUCGCUACGGGACAGAUCGGUGACAUCACUGACCUGCCAGGCCUUGCUCCAUCCAUCCAUGUAUGGGAUGCCAUGACCAAGCAGACGUUGUCCAUCCUCCGCUGUUCCCACGCCAAAGGUGUCGGCUACGUCAACUUCAGCGCCACAGGAAAGCUUCUGCUGUCAGUGGGAGUGGAGCCUGAACACACCAUCACAGUGUGGAGGUGGCAGGAAGGCACCAAGGUGACUUGUAAAGGAGGCCACGCUGAGCGGAUCUUCGUGGUGGAGUUCAGACCGGACUCUGACACCCAGUUUGUGUCGGUGGGAAUCAAACACAUCAAGUUCUGGACUCUGGUCGGCGGUUCGCUCGUGUACAAGAAAGGAGUGAUCGGCUCGGUGGAGGACGGCCGCAUGCAGACCAUGCUGUCUGUCGCCUUCGGUGCUAGCAACCUGACGUUCACCGGCGCCAUAAACGGAGACGUGUACGUGUGGAGGGAGCACUUCCUGAUCCGAGUGGUGGCGAAGGCGCACAGCGGUCCGGUCUUCACCAUGUACACCACCCUGAGGGACGGACUCAUCGUCACCGGAGGGAAGGAACGGCCGACUAAAGAGGGCGGCGCUGUGAAGCUGUGGGAUCAGGAGAUGAAGCGCUGCAGAGCGUUUCAGCUGGAGACCGGACAGCCGGUGGAGAACGUCCGAUCCGUCUGCAGAGGGAAGGGUAAAAUCCUGGUGGGCACCAAAGAUGGUGAGAUCAUAGAGGUUGGAGAAAAGAACGCCGCCUCCAACACCAUGAUUAACGGACACACUCAGGGAGGGAUCUGGGGUUUGGCAACUCACCCUUUCAAAGACGUCUUCAUCUCGGCCAGCGACGACGGGACCAUCCGGAUAUGGGACCUGGCUGAUAAGAAACUUCUGAACAAGGUGAGUUUGGGUCAUCCUGCCAAGUGCACCUCCUACAGUCCCAACGGAGAGAUGGUUUCCAUCGGUAUGGAGAACGGAGAGUUCAUAGUCCUGCUGGUCAACUCCCUCACCGUCUGGGGCAAGAAGAGAGACCGCAGCGUCGCCAUCCAGGACAUACGGUUCAGUCCAGACAACCGAUUCUUGGCGGUGGGUUCGGUUGAGAGCGCCGUGGAUUUCUACGACCUUUCUCUGGGACCGUCCCUGAACAGGAUCGGCUACUGUAAGGACAUCCCUGGCUCCGUCAUCCAGAUCGACUUCUCUGCUGACAGCAAACAUAUCCAGGUGUCCACCAGCACCUACACUCGGCAGGUUCAUGAAGUUCCCUCAGGGAAGAUUGUCACAGAGCAGUCUGUAUUUGAGAGGAUCACCUGGGCUACCUGGACCAGCAUCCUCGGGGACGAGGUUCUGGGGGUUUGGCCUCGUAACACGGAGAAGGCCGACGUUAACUGUGCGUGUGUUUCACACGCCGGCAUCAACCUGGUGACCGGAGACGACUUCGGCCUCAUCAAGCUCUUCGAUUUCCCGUGCUCCGAAAAAUUUGCGAAACACAAGCGGUACUUCGGUCACUCCGCUCACGUCACAAACGUUCGCUUCUCCUGUGACGAUAAGUUCGUCAUCAGCGCCGGAGGCAGCGACUGCAGUUUGUUUGUGUGGAAAUGUCAGUGAGAUCCUGAAAGACCACCCGAGUCCUCCAUCAGAGUCUCUACUUCCUCUUCUACUUCCUCUUCUUCUUCUUCUUCUUCUUCCUCUUCCUCUUCCUCCUGUGAUGCUGCAGUCUGCGGACUCUUCAGCCCUUUAACUGAAACCACUCUGGACAGGAAGUGAUGAACAUGUGAGCGUUUCGGUCUGCUGACAGACUCACGGGGAUCAAACCUGUGACGCUCCGUCCUGACGGUCCUGUAUUUCAUUGUGACGUAGUUCUUCUUGUGCAUUCGGUGGUUUAGGGUUCAGGUCUCUGUGUCGUUAAAUGUUAAAGAAAACACGGAGGAGUGUGUUUGUAGUUUUUGUAGUUUGUAGUUUAGCCGCUUUGAAGGAAGUCGUAUCUGUUUCAUGUCGCUCGGUUCUGUUUGUCAGAUGUGCCUUUUACACAAACUCUGACCAAACAUUUGAUACAACUUUAUUGAUAAUCGUGGUGCUAUGACACGUGAUCAUUUAGGGCUUUUUACAGAGACGGAUGAGGAACUCUGUCGUCGUAUGUUUUGUAUCUCGUACUGUUGAUGAUGAUGAUGAUGAUGAUGAUGAUGAUGUUCUAUGUUUCUGCACUGAGAACAAACAUGAAGUAGAAAAAAUAGAAAAAAGAUGAUUUCAGUGUAAAAGUUUAUUAAAAAAAGUAAAGUAAUUCUACCUCAAAAUACAAUAAAGUGAAACUUAAUUUAAAAAACAAUAUUUAAGGUAGAAACUUAAAAUAGAACGGAGACUUUAGAACCUUUUCUGUCCACAUGGUGGCGCUGUGUCGUCUCUACUUACUGAGUCCUGUAGAAAUCAAACUGAAUGUUCUUUAACAUCGAGGAUCUAAAGAGAGAAACCAACGGAAUGCUGAUCUCUAUUCUAUAAGGAACCGUUCUAUGAGGAACUGUUCCGUAAGAAACUGCUCUGUAUGGAACCGUUCUGUGAAGAACUGUUCUGUAAUCAACGGUUCUAUAUGCAAGUGUUCCAAAAGGAACUGUUCUCUAAUAAACGGUUGUAUAUAGAACUGUUCUUUAAAGAAGUGCUCUAUAAGGAACCCGUGGAACACCACAACAUUAUUACUUGUAUUCUGGUGUCAAACAUGAUCCAGCAUGUUGGUUCUUACAUUUAGUUAUAUUCAGUCUGGUUCCGUUAAACAUGAUGAAUCUGUUUCUGGAGCUACAGAUCAACAGAACACUGACGCAGAACACUGAUACUCUAAAUGUUUAUUUCUUAAACCUUUUUUUAUUAAUGACACCCAGACGAUUUGAAUUAAAGAACUGAAUACUGAGAUAAAGAACAAGAACAAGUCUUGUUCUGUUUUAAAGGGUAACCAGGACAAAAGGAACCCACAGUUCUAUGGAGAACUAGCAGCCUCAGUCAGAACAGAAACAUUUAGGAGUUUAAUAAAUGAGUUAAGAAUUGUUGAGUGUCGUCUGAAUGAAUUAUAGCACAAAGUUCCUGUUGGAACAGGUGACAGAACUUUAUUAAAGUU
Molecule: messenger RNA, 8242 nt
Organism: Anoplopoma fimbria (sablefish)
Lineage: Eukaryota; Metazoa; Chordata; Actinopteri; Perciformes; Anoplopomatidae
Product: echinoderm microtubule-associated protein-like 6
Molecular function (GO): microtubule binding
Source: RefSeq, a predicted model, not a curated record